AUGACAGCCAGACGAGAAGGGAAAAAUAUAGGUGAUCUAGUAGGUGGUCGAGUUGUCAAACAGUUGAGUGUACUGGGUGCCAUGAUUCCAGCACUGAUCGACACAGGGUCGAUGCUAAAAGCGCAGGAUAGGGGAAUUGACGUGGACGCGCUGAAACUGAUCGAGGUGUCCCAACUGGCGCCUGUUUUCGAUGCAUCCAAUAGGAGGAUGGAAUUUCUCGGAGCAGUAUAUAUUGAUACGGAGCUAGAAGGAGGAGAUCGAGGGCUUGUACCGUUCCACAUUAGCCCAAGAAAAGGCGGGCGAAAUUAUUCUGGGUACUAA
Molecule: messenger RNA, 321 nt
Organism: Ostertagia ostertagi
Lineage: Eukaryota; Metazoa; Nematoda; Chromadorea; Rhabditida; Trichostrongylidae
Source: the annotation of a GenBank genome assembly